AAUCGGAGAAGAGAGGACAAAAAACGAUACGAGAGAUCAAAAGUUGUGCAACGAUGUCAAAGAAGAAAGCGGCUGCCAUGACGCUUAAGGACUUCCAUGGCGGCUCUAUACCAUCUGAUCUCCCUCUCCCUUCCGCUCCUGGAGUGACUCCGAAGGUUAUUCCGGAUCGACCUGUUUUUGAUAGAGCGCCUUGGGGAACUUCAAUCGGCAGGCCAGAUCAGAGGACAAGGCCGAGUUCGUCUCAUGCUAUUGGAAAUCUCGAUGAUAAAUCAAUGUUUCUUCCUCCCAACGUGAAUAUCGGACGUAAUUUCAAUGAGGAUGAACGGAAGCCUCUGGAUGGUCACUCGGCUCCUCGUAGAGUUGUCAGUGAUGAUGUUUUUCGGUUUGCGAAUAACCGUUUGGAGGUGAAAGCAGACUCGGUUUUAGCUGGGAGACAUAGUGGUUGGGCGGCUGGUCCUUUGACUCAUUCUGGGACUGGUAUUGUUGAGAACUCGGUGUCAGGAACUCACUCUAAUGUUUGGAAUGGGAGGAAAGAGGUAUCAGUUGCUAACAAUGAGCCUGGACAGUCUCCAUGGACUAAAAAACCAGCUGUUUCUAAUUUGGUCCAUACAAAUGCGCCUGACCAAGUGUCUUCAGGAAUAUUGCAGUCCAAGCUUUGGGUUCCUCCUCAGAUGGGAUUUGAUGUUGUUAAGCAUUCAGAGACAGAGAGCAGAGUUUAUAAGACUAAUAGCCAUGUGCUUGAUCAAGGGGAUGAGCCACAUGGAACACAUGUAGAACGGGCACUGAUUGCUGAAGAUGGGAUCCAGGGUGGGAAAAAAUUCUCCCGUGAGUUUGAGAAAACCCCUGGUCCAACUUAUGUGGAUGUUAAGGCAGCGAAAAUUGCAGCAAACACCAACAAUAAACCUCAUCCAAAUUAUUCUGACGUUAGGCCUGCUGGACAUUUGGUGCAGCCAACUGCCCCUUCUGAAGUUGUGGAACGACCUAAGCUGAACCUGCUGCCUCGGUCAAUACCUCUUGAAAGCGUGGAGAAACCUGUGAAUGAUGGAAAACUGGAAAAUGGUGCUUCAGUCCUUAUUCAACGUGAAAGUGGUUAUGCGACACAGAAAAGUGUGAACAAUUCAAAAUCUGGUUUGUCUGCAGAUGAGAUUCCUAACCAACCGGCUGAGCGCCCCAAGUUGAAUCUGAAGCCCGUGGCACAGUUGCUUGAGCAGCCAGAAGUUAAAACUGAAAAGGAAAGAAGUGCGGUUUUUGGUGGUGCCAGACCACGAGAGCUGGUGUUGAAGGAGAGAGGCAUUGAUGAGACCGAGCAUCACAUAUUGGAGCAACCGAUAGACAGGAUGGUCCUCAAACCGAUUGAAAGAGCUCCAGAGCAUGCAAUUCAAAGGCCAGUGAGUUCUCCCCGUGACUUGAGAACGAGGAAAUUCGACCAAAAGGACGGGCGAAAUGUAAGCGACGUUGCCAGAUCCGAAACUCAGAGGAGAAACUGGCGUGAAAACGAAAACAAGAGCUCAAGACAGCAACAGCAGACUCAGGAGAAGACAAGACAUCCAUCACCAGAGACAUGGCGAAAACCAGUUCCCCAGAAACCGGAAUCACCAGAUGGAACAGGGAUUCGUCACGGGAAAACAGCUUCUGCUCUUGAGCUAGCUCAAGCCUAUUCUCCUUUCUCUGACCCUAAAUCCGGAAUUGGAAGCAGCAACAGUUUUAACAAAAGCCGCAACAACCAAACGCAGCAGCAACCCUUCUCUCGGUUGGUAGGAUCGACAACAACACCAAGACAGAUUAAUGGCUACUGAGUCAUUGUUCGUUUGUUCUCUUGAAUUGGUUUUAGUUCCGACUAAUUGGAUCUUAAUUUCUCGAACACAUCUUAUGUGGUUUGGGAUCGUUAUGGGAGAUUUGAAUGUGAUAUGUUCCCUUAAGAACGGGUCGGAUUACAUAAGCC
This is a messenger RNA of Arabidopsis arenosa, 1942 nucleotides long. Lineage: Eukaryota; Viridiplantae; Streptophyta; Magnoliopsida; Brassicales; Brassicaceae. The record is from the annotation of a GenBank genome assembly.